Molecule: messenger RNA, 1842 nt
Organism: Acanthosepion pharaonis
Lineage: Eukaryota; Metazoa; Mollusca; Cephalopoda; Sepiida; Sepiidae
Source: the annotation of a GenBank genome assembly
AUGUAUCUUUCUAUCUAUCUAUCUAUCUCUAUCUCAGUCUGUUUUAUCUCCUAUUCAUAUCAUCUAUCUAUCUAUCUAUCUAUCUAUCUAUCUAUUUAUUAUCUAUCUCACAUCUAUUUAUCUAUAUCUAUUGAUCUAAAAAAUUUAUCUCAUCUAUCUAUCUAUAUUAUAUCUAUCUAUCUAUCUAUCUAUCUUCUAUCUAUCUAUCUAUUCAUAUCUCAUAUCUAUCUAUCUAUAUUAUAUUUUAUUUCUAUCUAUAUCUAUCUAUCUAUCUAUCUAUUUUUAUCUAUCUAUUCAUAUCUAUCUAAGCUAUUUAUAUGUAUCUAUCUAUCUGUUUUUAUCUAUCUAUUCAUAUCUAUCUCAGUCUGUUUAUUUAUUCAUAUCUAUCUAUCUAUCUAUCUAUCUAUCUAUCUAUUUCUUUCUAUCUAUCUCAGUCUAUUUUUAUCUACCUAUUCAUAUCUAUCUAAGCUCUUUUAUCUAUCUAUCUAUCUAUCUAUCUAUCUAUUCAUAUAUCUAUCUAUCUCAUAUCUAUUUUUAUCUAUCUAUUCAUCUCUAUCUAAGUCUAUUUUUAUUAUAUUCAUAUCUAUCUAUGCCUGUUUCUAUCUAUCUAUCUAUCUAUCUAUCUAUCUAUCUAUCUAUCUCAGUCUAUUUUUAUCUACCUAUUCAUAUCUAUCUAAGCCUGUUUAUAUCUAUCUAUCUAUCUAUCUAUCUAUCUAUCUAUCUAUCUAUCUAUCUAUCUCAGUCUGUUUUUAUCUACCUAUUCAUAUCUAUCUAAGCCUGUAUCUAUCUAUCUAUCUCACCUGUUUCUAUCUAUCUAUCUAUCUAUCUAUCUAUCUAUCUAUCUAUCUAUCUCAGUCUAUUUUUAUCUACCUAUUCAUAUCUAUCUAUCUGUUUACAUCUAUCUAUUUCAUCUAUCUAUCUAUCUAUCUAUCUAUCUAUCUCAGUCUUUUUUAUCUAUUCAUAUUAUCUAAGCCUAUUCAUCUAUCUAUCUAUCUAUCUAUCUAUCUAUCUAUCUAUCUAUCUAUCUAUCUAUCUAUCUAUAUAUUCAUCUAUCUAUCUAUUAUCUUCUAUCUAUCAUUCUUCAUUUUUAUCAAUCUAUUCAUUUUUAUCUAUCUAUUAUUCUCUUUAUAUAUCUAUUAUAUAUCUAUCUAUCUAUCUAUCUAUCUAUCUAUCUAUCUAUCUAUCUCAUCUAUUUUUAUCUAUCUAUUCAUAUAUCUAAUCUAUCUAUCUAUCUAUCUAUCUAUCUAUCUAUCUAUCUAUCUAUUCAUCUAUCUCAGUCUGUUUAUCUAUCUAUCUAUCUAUCUAUCUAUCUAUCAUAUCUAUCUAUCUAUCUAUCUUCAUCUAUCUAUCUCAUCUAUCUAUCUAUCUAUCUAUCUAUCUAUAUUUCUAUCUAUCUAUAUCUAUCUAUCUAUCUAUCUAUCUCAUCUAUCUUUAUCUAUCUAUUCAUAUCUAUCUAUCAUUUGUUUAUAUCUCCAUCUAUCUAUCCAUCUAUCUAUCUAUCUAUCUAUCUAUCUAGUUUUUCUACCUCAUUCAUUCAUAUUAUAUCUAUCUAUCUAUCUAUCUAUCUAUCUAUCUAUAUUCGUGUCAUUAUAUUCUAUCUAUCACUAUCUAUCUAGAUUCGUGUCAUUAUCAUCUAUCUAUCUAUCUAGAUAUCUAUCUAUCUAUCUAUCUAUCUAUCUAUCUAGAUAUCUAUCUAUCUUAUUAUUAUCUAUCUAUCUAUCUAUCUAUCUAUCUAUUUAUCUAUAUUAUCUAUCUAUCUCUAUCUAUCUAUCUAGAUCGUGUUUCUAUUAUCUAUCUAUCUAUCUAUCUAACUUUGUUCAUUCCUUCUUAGGUGCUCUAUAA